This is a messenger RNA of Morchella sextelata, 1200 nucleotides long. RefSeq lists its product as uncharacterized. NCBI's taxonomy places the organism in Eukaryota, Fungi, Ascomycota, Pezizomycetes, Pezizales, Morchellaceae. Bases 1 to 1200 code for a protein of 399 amino acids. The record is from RefSeq and is a predicted model, not a curated record. The transcript has 7 exons.
AUGUCCACAUUCGACCCCCACGCAGAAAGGCUAUGGAGCAAAGAAGAAGACAAACAACUACGAAAUGCCGUAUUCCAAGAGAAAGAACAAAAACGGCCAGUAAAAUGGGAUACAAUCGCAGCAUCAUUACCUCGACGGAGUAAGAAGGAGUGCAGAAAGCGCUGGCAUCAUACAAUGAUGGAGGCGGUGAGAAGAUGCAAAUGGAAACCGGAGGAGGAUGAACGACUCUCUACAGCUGUAGGGAAAUUUGGAAGGAAGUGGAUUUCAGUAGCCCAGGUUGUCAUGACCAGGAACGAUAACGAAUGCAUGAGACGGUGGAAAGAAAUACAGGCCAAAAACGCAAAUGCGACCCCGAAUGCGGCCCCGGGUUCUCCUAGCAGCAUAUGGUCAUUAGACGAGCUUAACCAAACUCAAUCGCAUCCUCAGCAUGCUUCUAUCAGCUCAAAUACCUCAUCAACAGGCUACUCUCCCAGCACCACUUCCUACGUUGAUGAUCUCCUGCGCGGCAUGGGCCAAAUGAGCCCCCAGACCACACAAUUUGGCAGCAUGGACACCGAGCCCUUAACUAUGCACUCGCUUGAUACUCCUACGAGUUUGAUUGACUCUCGGGGACCCGAGAUCCACCAGGACUUGGAUGCGUUUAUUGAUUUUGAUGCGGAACGCUCGGGAAACUUCUUCGAGCCCCGCUAUGAUUCUGACGGCCAUCAAUCUGAUUCCAGCGAAUGGGGCUGGUUUGAUAGUAUGAUGCCUGGAACAACUCAUGGCAGUCGUCCCCAAUACGACAAUAAUGGGCUUUCUAUUGGUUCUGGUGGCUUCAUGAUUGAUAGCCAUCCUGGUGAAUUGAUGCACGAUAGCCCGGGGGCUCUUGAUAGCUCAUAUCCAAGCACCCGAAGUAAUUCGGUCGUCCCACAGAUGCAACCGCAAGUCUCGACUCCACAGGCACCGGAUUCUUACGAUACAGGCAAUCGAAACCUGCUCUCCUUGAAAUCUUCAGGUGCCGUUGGAGGUGUGAAGGUCGUCAUUGUCUGCAAAUCGAAUGAUCUACGCACAUUGAGCUCGCUGGAAAACAUCAUGAAGAGUUUGAAGGCAAACGGCCACUCUGUUAUUCAGGACUCGCAACCACUUGGUCGCAAUGACUACCUUUGUGGAUCUUUGGCGUAUGAUGAUGUGUUACAGGAUCUUGUAGGGGCUUGCACGUAA